GGGGUCGGGCAGGGAGGUAUCAGCUCCAGGAAAUGUGUCUUGGCAGCAGUCGGACGGGCGCUUCCCCGCAGGUCGCUGCGCUCCGCUCCGGAGCCGGCCAAGGGCGCAGCGGCUCCCCCGGCACCCCUGGAGGAGGAGGAGGAGGAGGAGGAGGAGGAGGAAGGAGGAGGAGGAGGAAGGGGGCAGCAGGCGGCAGGGCCCCCCCUUUUAGAGCCGCUGCUUGAGGAUCAGGGGGUUCCCCCCCGAGGGCUCCUCUUCCUCGGGCUCCCCGGGGGACGAAGGCUCCGCAGGUAAGCGGCCGAGCCCCUUUUCCCCCCCCCCCCCCAAAGGCAGCAGCCCCCCGACGGCUGCCCCGCAUCCUCCCGAGGGGGGCGGCUGUACGAGGAGGUGGGGGGGGGGGGACCGGGGAUAACGGGGCUCGGGGUGCCCCCGGGAGCCGCUGCCGGGGGCUGAGCGCUGCGUGGCGGGGCUGUGUCGGCAGGCGCCCCCCCCCCCCCCCGGCCGGCCCGGCUCCCCAAAAUGCUGGACGGGCUGAAGAUGGAGGAGACUUUGCAGAGCGCCCUGGAGCCCAACGCCCCCUUCCCCUCGCUGCUGGGCAGGGCCGUGCCCCCCCGCUCGGUGUGCGAGGGGUGCCAGCGGGUCAUUUCGGACCGGUUCCUGCUGCGCCUCAACGACAGCCUGUGGCACGAGCAGUGCGUGCAGUGCGCGUCGUGCAAGGAGCCCCUGCACACCACCUGCUUCUACCGCGACAAGAAGCUCUACUGCAAGCUGGACUACGAGAAGUUGUUCGCGGUGAAGUGCGCCGGGUGCCUGGAGACCAUCGCGCCCAGCGAGCUGGUGAUGCGCGCCCAGAAGAGCGUCUACCACCUGCGCUGCUUCUGCUGCUGCGUCUGCGAGCGGCGCCUGCAGAAGGGCGACGAGUUCGUGCUGAAGGAAGGGCAGCUGCUCUGUAAGGGCGACUACGAGAAGGAGCGGGAGCUGCUGAGCUUGGUGAGCCCGGCUCUGUCGGAUUCUGGCAAAAGUGAUGAUGAAGACAGCAUCUGCAAACUGGGCCCGGCCUCAGGGAAGGGAGCCGAGGAGGGGAAGGACCACAAGCGGCCCAAGCGGCCCCGCACCAUCCUGACCACGCAGCAGCGGAGGGCAUUCAAGGCGUCCUUCGAGGUUUCCUCCAAGCCCUGCAGGAAGGUGCGGGAGACGCUGGCGGCCGAGACGGGGCUGAGCGUCCGCGUGGUGCAGGUCUGGUUCCAGAACCAGAGAGCAAAGAUGAAGAAGCUGGCCAGGAGGCAGCAGCAGCAGCAGCAGCAGGACCAGCAAAACACGCAGCGCCUGAGCUCAGCCCAGCCCAACGGUGGUGGCAGCGGGGGGCUGGAGGGGCUCAUGAACCCCUACACCGCUCUGCCCCCCCCGCAGCAGCUCCUGGGCAUGGAGCAGGGCGUCUACAGCUCCGACCCCUUUCGGCAAGGGCUCACCCCUCCACAGAUGCCCGGAGACCACAUGCACCCCUACGGUGCCGAGCCCCUCUUCCACGACAUGGACAGCGACGAUACCUCACUGAGCAACCUGGGCGACUGCUUUCUCGCCACGGCGGACGCGGGGCCGCUGCAGGCGCGGGUGGGGAACCCCAUCGACCACCUCUACUCCAUGCAGAGCUCCUACUUCACCUCCUGAGCGCAGCGGAGCCCCACGACGGGAGGCCGGCACGCGGCGUUUUGUAGCUCGGGAUGCCCAGGGACCCAGCGAGUUUUGGGUUGCGUAGUUUCACGUUUCUCUUAGGAAAUCCUAGGGUUAGGGGCAGGAGUGGGUUUGGCAGCUGGCGGGUUGGUUUUCAAAUUCCCACGUGAAUAUAGAAAGCUAGAGACGUCCCCCCCGUGCGGCGGGACGGGGCUGUGUGUGUGUGUUUGUGUGUGUGGGCACGCGCGCGUGAGCGGAGCCGUGCGGCCGUGCGCGGUGGCAUCCCACACGGACGCGCCCUCCGGGUUGUUGUACCCACAAAGUUUAUUCCUAAGUCUAUCAGAAAUUUACUGUACAGCAAAAGUAACUUUAUUUUCAGCGCGAACCGUAUUUAAGGAAAUGCUCGAUGCACUUAAGUUAUGAGAUGAGAUAAUUUACUUUUUAUAAACGCCACGUUUAGGUUGCAAAAGCCCGGUGGCAGGGCAGGAACACCGGCUCGUGUCAGGCGGUAGGUCUGGGUUUCGGGGCCGGUUAUUUUUGGUGCUCUCAGGUUGCCCCACUGCUUUUGAACCCCACGGCAGGGACCAGCUCCUCCGCCAGCAGGUCGGUGGGGACAGCGAGGUGGCCACGUCCCGUCCUUGCCACUCGCAGUGGCUGGGAGGUCGGUGCUGGAAUUCGGGGACAUCCCCAACUCUCUCCCUGACCAGAGACCCAUCCCAAACCCUCAGAUACGGGUGCUGGAGAGGUGUGAGGUGCUGUCCUGACUCCAGGAGCCACCAGCCCAUGCCACCACCCCUUGUCUGAAGGAGGAAGGAGCCCUGCGCCUCCCACCCCACGUGCGGGUCCACCUCUCCAAGUUCUCCUCCAGGCUGAGCUCUCAGCCGACCCUCACCUCAUCCCCCUCUCGUUUCCAUGCGUUGUGUCCUUUUGUGCUGCUGUUCCCAAACGAUGUAAGCGACCGCCUGUAAAGACGUGCAAGUGACUGUGAGGCUCGAAACGCCGGCGCGUGGCCCCCGUACGGCCUGACACUGAAUGUAGCGGGGCCCGGAGGCGGACGGCCCGGUGGGAGGUGCUGAGGCACUGACAGGAAUCGCGUAGCAAGGUGAAAUUAAAAAAAAAAAAAUC
Molecule: messenger RNA, 2796 nt
Organism: Anas platyrhynchos (mallard)
Lineage: Eukaryota; Metazoa; Chordata; Aves; Anseriformes; Anatidae
Gene: LMX1A
Product: LIM homeobox transcription factor 1 alpha
Biological process (GO): neuron differentiation; regulation of transcription by RNA polymerase II
Cellular component (GO): nucleus
Molecular function (GO): DNA-binding transcription factor activity, RNA polymerase II-specific; RNA polymerase II transcription regulatory region sequence-specific DNA binding
Source: RefSeq, a predicted model, not a curated record